AACAGCUGGUCCGCAGUUGCUUAGCAGACGACGAGAGCAAAAUGGCCGACGACGCUCUCUUCGACUUUUUAUUCAUGGAAAUGACGAACUCUCUCUACUCCCAAAACGAUCCUGCAGAACGGGACGCAUCCGUGACCAAGCUGGAACAAAUUGGAUUUUCGACGGGUUACAGAUUGGUGGAAAAGCUCACGAAAGACUGGCCCCGGUUCAAGACGGAGCUGGAUGUCAUUAAAUUCAUUUGUAAGGAGUUCUGGUCCGCGGUCUACAAGAAGCAGAUCGACAACUUGAGGACAAAUCACCAUGGGGUCUACGUGCUUCACGACAACAGGUUCCGGUUCUUGACUCAACUGUCGAACAACAAGCAGUACAUUGAAAUGGCUCCCAAGUACUUGGCUUUCACGUGCGGGUUGAUCCGCGGCACUCUGGCAAACCUGGGUAUCAACAGCGUUGUCACGGUAGAGGUCACAGUCAUGCCUGCCUGUAAGUCUCCUGCUAGAACAUUCUUCAAAAUACAAACCUACAGUGGUCUGAAUUGUUAUGCAUAGUGUCCGGAGUUUGUUGGCAACCGAGUCAACCUCGGACUAUUGGAAGGUUCUCCAUAACUACAAUCUCACUAUACCCUUGUGGUGAUAGUCAAUGCCAUUAAAAGUGCAUUCUCCGACUCCCCUCAAGAGGAACUUGUUGAGUCAU
Ixodes scapularis (black-legged tick) is the source of this 690-nucleotide messenger RNA. It is a transcript of the gene Trs33, whose product is annotated as trafficking protein particle complex subunit 6b. The transcript is spliced from 5 exons. Gene Ontology annotation, cellular component: cis-Golgi network; TRAPP complex; trans-Golgi network. The record is from RefSeq and is a predicted model, not a curated record. Bases 42 to 545 code for a protein of 167 amino acids. NCBI's taxonomy places the organism in Eukaryota, Metazoa, Arthropoda, Arachnida, Ixodida, Ixodidae. Gene Ontology annotation, biological process: endoplasmic reticulum to Golgi vesicle-mediated transport; regulation of GTPase activity.